Molecule: messenger RNA, 2718 nt
Organism: Arachis stenosperma
Lineage: Eukaryota; Viridiplantae; Streptophyta; Magnoliopsida; Fabales; Fabaceae
Product: protein LNK2
Exons: 8
Coding region: 312-2333 (673 amino acids)
Biological process (GO): circadian rhythm; regulation of DNA-templated transcription
Source: RefSeq, a predicted model, not a curated record
AACACCUUACACCUCUCUCUCUCUCUCUCUCUGGAAACUGCGUUACUCUUCCUGCAACCUGCAACUUGCAACUGAAAUCUGUUUCUGCAGUUCUCUCUCUCUCUCUCUCUCUCUCUCUCUAUCUCUCUGAAACCUUGCAUGCACUGUUGUGUUUAUGGGAGAAGCUUGAAGCGACGCCGUUUCGAUUCUGUCGUUGGAGUUGAUGGUGUGCGUUUCACUGUAAAAUCUUGUGGUGAUUCCGGCGAUGAGUGAGCUAAUUCGCGGCCUAGUCUUUGAUUCUGGUUUCGAUUUCGUGGAUUGCUUUAUAAGAGAUGUUUGAUUGGAACGACGAAGAGCUUGCUAACAUAAUAUGGGGUGAAGCUGGUGAGAAUGAUGAUCAUAUUGUGCCCUUUCCAGAGGGAAGUGAAGAUCUUAGCAACAAGAAAGAAUGGAAUCAAGAAGCUGGGACAAAGUUGAAUGAGCAGAAGAAACCUGAGGAUAAAACAAAUUUUCAUGAAAGAAAGAUAGGAAGCAGUUCCAACCAUGAUACUGGUGGAGGACUAUCUGGCUCAGGCUAUGGAAAAGACUCAUGGCCCGACCUGUCUUUAUCCACUGUAGAUAAAAUUGAUCAGGGCUCUCUGGGUACUGAAGUAUCUAAAAAUUUAAGUGAACUAGGCAAAUUCAGUUCCUCAAGAGGUGAAGAGACUACACAGCUUGAUAAGGAUGCAGAAGUUUUCCAAAAUGCUAAUGAAGGUAAAGAGCAAGGUGACUUUGUGGAUUAUGGCUGGGCUAACAUAGGCAGUUUUGAUGACCUUGAUCGAAUUUUCAGCAAUGAUGACCCUAUAUUUGGCAAUGUAACUCUUGAUAAUUCUGAUGAGCUUUGGUCCUCUAAAGAUGUGAAUAACAGUCCAGCACCCAUACCAGUAGAUGCACUAAGUCCAGCUGGAUCUUUAAGGAACAGAUCUGAGCCUUUGGAAAUUAAAGAAGAACAUGCUCAUUGCAAUGAUCAAACAUUUUCUCUCAGUUAUGGGAAGGUUGGUGGUGCUGCAUCUAAGGAUAUACAAAAUUCUUGUGCAACUACAGUUGAUGUGGGAUCUGCUGGAGGUGGAUGUAAGCCAUCGGGAAAGGAUCAGCAGCCCCUGAAGCAGAAACAUUCGUUGAAAGCUCGGAAAAGUUCACAGGUGAAACAAGAGGGGAAAGCAUUGCAUGGCCCUUAUGGUAACUGGUCGUCUUCAGGAGGGAUGGCAAGACAAUUUGAGAAUCAGUUGGCACCUUCUGUCAUGCAACCUUCUCCCUCUUCAAUUCUUGGUCAACAGAAGCAUCUUCAAGGACCUCAAACACUAUACCAGAACAUGAUGAAUCCAUAUGUUGCAUCACCUGUGUAUGGGAACCUUACUAAUACAUAUGCUGGUAUGCCAAUGCUAUCACAGACCCAACCAGGAGACCCUAGAUGUCAGCCUGUUCUUUCUGGGUAUGAAGUGUCUCCUGGUAUAAUGAAUCCUGUGAAGAAGUCUGUGGACUCGGUCAAGCCUCAAACCAUGACCCCUCAGGAGAAAAUUGAAAAGUUGAGGAGGCGACAGCAAAUGCAGGCAAUGCUUGCUAUUCAGAAACAAAGACAACAGUUGGGUCAUCAAGUUCCUAGCACUAAUAAAUCCAUCACUCAAAAGUCUCCCAUGGAAAACCAAAGUACUCUCAGUGAUGGAACCGAUUUAGAAAAUGAAGAUUUAACUCUGCCUUCUCUUGAUCCCCCGAUUGAACAAGAUGAUUCUAAUACAGUCUCUGCAGCAGUUGAUAAUGAUUUUGUUGAAGAUGCCAUACUGUACAAGCUUCAGGAUAUAAUAUCUAAGUUAGACAUCCAAAUAAGACUCUGCAUCAGAGACAGCUUGUUCCGUUUGGCACAGAGUGCAAUUCAAAGGCAUUAUGCCAGUGAUACUAGCAGCACUAACAAAAGUAGCAGAGAAGAACUUGAAGUCAUUGCAAGAGAAGAAAAAAACACCCAAAACAGAUAUACCAGGGUCCCUGAUGUUGAAACACAGACGAAUCCUAUUGAUCGAACUGUGGCUCAUCUUCUCUUUCAUAGUCCUCCGGACUUAGCUGCAAACUAUUCGGAUAAACUGGACUCGCCUAUGUCUUCGAAGGUUCAUUUUGAAAGCAAAGCAGCUAACAUGGUGAAUUUUCCUGUGACUAGCUUGCCAGACGAGGACUUGAAAAGUAAUCAACAAAUGCCUCACCCGGAGUUCAAGAAUUCUUGGUCAUUAUUUGAGGCUCAGUCUAUGGAUCAAAUAAAAAACAGUCCUUGCUUGGACACUUCCGAGAAUGCAUCAAACACGCAGGAGCUUGAAGCCUCUCAGUGAAAAAAGCCAUUCCCUCUGAGGCUAUCCAGAUCAUAAUCUCACCCUAGCAGAAUCCUGAGCACCUGUUUCGUGCAUGCUUCUCGCCGAUAAUAUUUAUGUUUCUUAUGUACUGAAAACAUUGCGCUAUGUAUCUCAGUAUCUGACCAUACUCUCAAGGUCGACGUCUACUAAGACGUUAUUAGAUCAUGACUGCAUCAAAAAUGUGUGUAGCCGAGCCACACUUAGACAUAGAAUUCUUACAGUCUUGGCGUGACUUACUUUAGACCAGACUUUAAAGUUGGUUUGGGGUGUCUAUACUUGCAAUACUUGCCCCUUAUCAUCAUGCCGAGUGUGACUUGUGAUUUUUUAUUUGGUUUUAUGUAUGUUCUUGGUUUCAGGUUUUCAA